AAAAGAAAAGCAUGCAUCAUGCAUGGAGGAUGAAUUAGCUAGCUAGGUUAAAUAUAUAUAUAUAUAUAUAUAUAUGGCUGGGAAUUUAACCCCAGCAGCAUGUGAAAUCAGUGUUUAUAAUUGGAAGCUUGACGUGACGUUUCAUGGCUGACCUGAAACUUCAUUCACAUGCCACGGUCUCCCCUCUUUGCGCCAAAGGCUCACUCAGUCUCUCCGGAAUCAAACAGCUAUUGCGACAUGGCUGAGCUUAGAAUCAAUGGCAGCAAGAAGAAGACGCCCGGCAUUGUAAAGCUCAAGAACGUAGCGGAGAAGCUCCAAAGAAGCCUGCUCUCGGCCCGAAAAGCCGCCUCUGAUUUCUUCGACGACUCCGAGGAUAUCUGCGACUCGACCAACGUGCCGGAAGACGUGAAAGAAGGCCACUUCGCUGUGAUUGCGGCGGACAAGAACGAGCUCCGGAGAUUCAUCGUGCCGCUGAGUUAUCUGAGCCACCCUUCCUUCUUGAGGCUGCUGGAAGAAGCGGCGGAACAGUUCGGCUUCGACCACGAGGGGGCGGUCACGGUGCCCUGCCGGCCGAGCGAACUCGAGAGGAUGCUGUCGGAGCACGGCGGUCUAGCCACGGCCGGGCUUGGCUGGGGUUCACGCUCGUCUAAAACCCUAUUGAACAGCUACUGAAAACCCAACCCCAAAAUGUAUACGACGUGACAUGACAUGCACUCCUUAAUUAGCUAUCGUGUCAUGGUAUAGUGGGUUUUUAUUUUUGAAUAAGAUUUUGUAGUAAAAAUCUCAAUAAAAUUGAUGUCACUUUUUUUUCA
Messenger RNA from Diospyros lotus (date-plum), 812 nucleotides. Its product is annotated as auxin-responsive protein SAUR50-like. Bases 169 to 672 code for a protein of 167 amino acids. Gene Ontology annotation, biological process: response to auxin. The record is from RefSeq and is a predicted model, not a curated record. Lineage: Eukaryota; Viridiplantae; Streptophyta; Magnoliopsida; Ericales; Ebenaceae. The transcript is spliced from 2 exons.